AAAGACGGUGAAUUAAUUCAUCAGUUAAAGCCCCCGAAGAUGGACUGGAAAAGCUCACAUGGCUUGGCAUUACUGCCCUGUGGCAAUCUUGCUGUGACUGACUGGACAGAUGGAGGGAAGAUCCAUAUUAUCAGUGUGGAUUGGAGGAACAAUGCCAUCCUGAAAAUGAAUGUGAUGGAAGGGUUUGUCCGACCUGUGCAAAUCUCUGUUAACAAGAAUGAAGACCUAUUAGUUGCUGAAGGGCAGCUCUUUGGACAAUAUGAAGGCAGGUGUGUAAAGAUCAUUGAAAAUAAGAAGAUCAAAAUGAAGAUCGGACCAGAACUUGGAAACAGACAUUGUUUUGUAAAUCCAUCUGGAGUUUGUGUUGAUAGAGAUGGAAAUAUAUUAGUUACUGACGAAGGGCAGAAUUGUAUAACAAUGUUUAACCCUAACGCAUCUCUGAGUGCAUAUGUGGUAAACCAUGAACUGCAGGGACCUUUUGGAAUUUGCAUCACAAAUGAAGGACACCUGGCUGUGGCUGACUGCUAUCACAGUUGUGUAAAACUAUACAGAUACAGAUAGAAACUGCAGCUCUAAAGGGUGGUUUAAUAAAGAAAUAUGCCUGUCUAGUAUUUAUCAGGCAGGGGCCUGAUUUUUUAAGCUUGGUAACCUUGAGUUGAGUACAUCUCCAAUAAAGCUCCUAAACUACAA
Messenger RNA from Acipenser ruthenus (sterlet), 690 nucleotides. Its product is annotated as tripartite motif-containing protein 3-like. The coding region runs from base 40 to 561 and encodes 173 amino acids. The transcript has 2 exons. Lineage: Eukaryota; Metazoa; Chordata; Actinopteri; Acipenseriformes; Acipenseridae. The record is from RefSeq and is a predicted model, not a curated record. Gene Ontology annotation, biological process: proteasome-mediated ubiquitin-dependent protein catabolic process; negative regulation of translation; protein polyubiquitination. Gene Ontology annotation, molecular function: translation repressor activity; ubiquitin protein ligase activity; protein binding.